CGACAUCAUGUGUAAUGGCAUAAGUGUGAUAGUUGGCCAACCGCACAUUAGGAGUGCGCUGCCGGUGGCCACGUCCCACGGCAGGAGGCGCUGCCAUACUGGAGGAUGCCGGCUGUUCUGCGAGAGACACGGAUGGAAUGGAAGGAGGAGCUGCCACAGUGGAGGUCGCCGGCUAGGAGGCUGGAGACACUGCUGGGAGUAAUUCGGCAGUGUUGGAGGUCACCGGCUGGGAGGCUGGAGAAACUGCCAGGAGUGAAUCGGCAGUGCUGGAAGUUGGUGUUGGCUGGGCUGGUUGCUGUGAGGCACGAACAACAGUUGGUUGCUGUGAGUCACGAACAGCAGCUGGUUCCUGUGAGUCACGAACACCCCCCCUUGCUGUUAAAGAGGGUACCACACUCUCAAGAGACUCCCCAUAUGAGCUACUGCCGCCAUGCACUCCAGCAGCAUGGGCCGCAUGGAAUUGUUGGUCGAGAGAAGCAUGGGGCUGCUGCAUGCCGUGUCCGCUGGAUCCUCUGCCACCAGUGGUGUUCCGACCACGCCCGCGGCCUCUCCCGCCACUGCCACGCCCCCAACCCUCUGGAUAGCCAUGGAGUUGGUGCAUCUCUUGAUACAGGAAGGACAAAUGAGGUUAGCUCUUAUGAUGACGAUGAAGAACUGCGGACGGAAGAACGGAUGGACCGUUCCAGGAGGGACAGUCGACCAGAGGAAAAUGGUGGAGCAGACAGGCUACAGACGGUCGACCGGAUGGACCAUUCAGUUGUCCACGGUCGACCGUCCAAGAGAAUGACGUUUCGUUGGGAGAUGAUCAAACGGUCGACCGUGAUGUGGAAGACGGUCGACCGUCUUCUGAGGCAGAAAGCUAGCGAUCCAGAACAGCUUCAGACGGUCGACCCCGUGGACCGUUCCACGGAUGGCGGUCGACCUUCCUCUUCCCAGCAAGCGGUGGAGAACUUAGGAUGUGGUCAACGGAAAGACUCGGUGGAGACAUAUAAAGCAAUGAAGGGCACAUUCAAUUCUCGUGGGUCCCGUUGGUUGACAAAAAGGUUUAUGAAUGCAAGAAACAAGAAUAAGAAGCCAAAGUUCAUUGGUACAGAUCACUGGGGAGUGAUGCUUCAGUAUUGGGCAUCUCUGGAGUUUAGAGUUAAGAGUGAGAAGACGAGAAGGAACAAGAAAAGUGAGAAGGCUAAACAGAGGCAAUACUACGGUGGUCGUCGCUCAGUCAGGGAGCAUGUGAAAAAGAUGGAGAUGGAGGAUAAAGUGGUUCCGACCCAGUUGGAGAUUAUUAACAGGUUGUUUCUCAAAAAAAGAGCGGAGCCGUCUGAAGAAGUUGCUCAAAUCAAGGAGAAGCUUGUCCAAAAGAAGCAGGCAGUGUCUAGAUCUCGCUCAAAUUCUGUGGAUAUGGAAGAUAUUGUUGAUGAAGAACUUGAAGAUGAUCUUGGAUUGGAGGGAUCUGGAAGUGCCGUGCCGGAGGAGGAGGAGAGCUUUGCCUUCAUGUCGACAGGAGUGGAUAUGGGGCGACAGGAGACCAUCCCUGCCCGCUCAAGGAUGUCGUGGGUGAACUGUGUCUAUGAAGGAAAAGACCCUGAGCUUUUGGGAGGUGACUUCACUGGCUUCGGCCAUGAUAGUGAGAAAGAGAAGAGGAGGCUGCCGGUGAGAGGAGGAAACGGCGGCAGUAGGGCUGCCGCAGGCGCGGGAACCAUGCCCUUACAAGCACCAAUGGCGGUGGCGUCGUUCCAGACGCCGGUGCCGCAGCCAUCACCUUUCCAGCCCCAGCUGGUCAGCGCCAUGGCCCCUGUCAACUUGGCCGGCGCACUAAACGCUGCAGGGCCGUCGCGUCCCCUGCAAGCUACGGAUCCGCAGAUCACUCCUGAUGGUCAUUGCGUCUCAAUUGAGAGUGAUGACGGCGAGUGGGACAUCCCGAGGGCCCACAAGAAGAAGAAAGGAAAAAAUAUCCAGCCAGCGACCUCCCGAAACUCCGCCUUCGAAAGGCUGGGGAUAGGGAGGAAGGCCAGAGGAAUCAAGAUCGACGCCCCCAGAUUCACCGGGAAGGAAGAUCCAGAAAUCCAUCUGGAUUCCUUCAACCAGAGUGCGACCAUGAACGGUUGCACCGAUGAAGAAAAGUGCCUUCUUUUCUUCCAGACCUUGCGGAAUCGAGCCACUGAAUGGUUCAAUAAGCUUCGCCCAGGAAGCAUUGAUUCAUUCAGUGAUUUGGCCUCAAAGUUCAAGGCCAAGUUCCCGGAGAAUUGUACUAAGAGGAAGAAAUUCACCUAUCUUAGUACGGCUGGGCAGAGGGAGUCUGAGAACCUUACUCAGUUCCUUACCCGGUGGAAGGAAGAGGUAGACAAGGUGGAAGAGAUGGAUGACAAGACCGUCCUAUCCCUCCUCUUGAAUGGCUUACGCGCUGGGGAGCUAUACAAGGAGUUCUGCCGGAAACCCCCAGCCACGUAUCAAGAGGCCUACCACACCGCAUGGGAGUUUGCUGAAGCUGAAACCCAGCUCCGGGCAAAGAGAGAAGCUGAGCAUGGUCACAAGCCCAAGCCGGUGCAAGUCAAGAAUGAAGAAGCACCGGGACCUAGCCGGCCGAGGCACCACUAUGACCCAAUGAUCGACAGUGGAGAGCUGGGCAAAGAUUAUUUGCAGAAAGCCCAGGAGAAGAGUCAUCAAUGGGUUAGGCCAACUGCCCCAGGGGAUGACCGGGACAACGACCGGCGGAGGAAUAACCGGCCAAGGGAGCGACAACCUGCUCCCGAAAAAGAGCACAUCGGCAUGAUCUUCGGCGGACCCGAGGGUGGAGAUUCAGCCGCGCAGCGGAAGAACUGGGUCCGGAGCAUUUACGUUGGAGAGGUAAGUGCUGAACCGCCCAGGCGUAAACAUACUAGGAGGGAGCCGAUCGUCUUUACUGACCGGGAUCUCCCUCCUACCGGUGAAGAUCACAAUGAUCCAUUGGUCAUCACCAUGGACAUUAAUGGGGUGGAUGUCGCCCGGGUACUUGUUGACACCGGCAGCAGUGUCAACAUCUUAUACCUGGAGACCUUCCAAAAACUCAGGUUGUGUCGAACACAACUUGAACCCCUCAAAACCCCUCUCUCAGGCUUCACGGGGGACACCGUUGAAGCUGAAGGAUCCAUAGUUCUACCGGUCGAAUUAGGAUCAGGUGAAAAGACCGUGUGGAAGAAGAUGCGGUUCAUAGUUGUGGACAUCAGAUGCGUCCACAACACAAUUCUUGGAAGGCCAGGCAUCAAUAGAGUCAGGGCGGUGAUUUCCAUGCCUCAUCUAUGCAUAAUGUUCCACACUCCAGGUGGUGUGGGUGAGGUCAAGGGCGACCAGAGGAACGCCCGGGAGUGCUAUGCCCGGGCAGUCAAGAAGAUGACCAAGGGGGUCAAUGUCAUCUCCCAAGAAAUCACAAAGGGAGAGACCCGGGAGAAAUUGGAGCCCGAGGCCGAGACGGUGGAAAUCGAACUUCACCCGGGUGAUUCUUCGAGGAUGGUCAGAAUUGGAGCAAAUCUUCCCGAGGAUCUCAAGGCACAGAUUACACGGGUCCUCCAACAAUACGCGGGCAUAUUCGCAUGGAGCGUGGCGGAUAUGCCCGGGAUAGAUCGCUCUGUUAUUUGCCACCGGUUGGCCGUGAGGGAAGGAAGUCGACCGGUACGACAGAAGAAGCGGUACCUGGCCAGUGACCGGCGAGAGUUCGUCAAGAAGGAAGUGAAGGACCUCCUCAGUGUUGAUAAAGUGAUCAAAGAGAACUUUGAAGUUCUCCCGGUCAGAAACAAUUGGGAAGUGGUCUGAUUGGGCUACCGGUCAGAAUUUAUAAGAGGCAAGAACAAAAAUAUCAAUCAAGAAACAAGCAGAUAUGCAAGAUCUACCGGUAUGGAAAUUAAACAUGGCAUUCAAUU
This is a messenger RNA of Cuscuta campestris, 3893 nucleotides long. Lineage: Eukaryota; Viridiplantae; Streptophyta; Magnoliopsida; Solanales; Convolvulaceae. The record is from the annotation of a GenBank genome assembly.